CCGUCGUUGACGAGAAAGCCCGGCCCAAGCGGUACCAAUGAAAAACGCAGUGACAGAUUAAUCCUUGCAACCAAACGGCUUUCCUUUCCUCUCUCGGCCAAUCGCGAGCUGGAGUAGUGGGUGGAGCAACCAGCAGAGAUUGUAGAACAGACGGUGGCUGCGACGAAUUGGCGGGGCGGAGUUGCAGAUCGGAGAGAGGGGAAGGAGAUCGAAAGAGAGGCGGCGAAAAUGGGCGGGGGAAUGGAGGCAAACAAGAACAAGUUCAUCGAAGACUGGGGCGCCGCCCGCGAGAACCUGGAGCACAACUUCCGAUGGACUCGCCGCAACUUUGCCCUCAUCGGCUUGUUCGGCAUCGCCCUCCCCAUCCUUGUUUACAAGGGGACCGUCAAGGAAUUCCAUAUGCAAGAUGAAGAUGCCGGCAGGCCGUACAGGAAGUUUCUUUGAGUUCAUCUAAAGAUCGUGAAACAAAAUAAUUGCAGAACGUAUGGAUUAUGGAUUUAGUCUCUUGUCUAUUUCCAUUUCGACAAGCUUCUGACUCUUUCGCCUGCAAUGGUGACUCUGUAUGUUCUCUUCAUCUAUGUCUUGGUGGUGGUUUUUACUAUGUUUUGUAAUCCUUGAACACUUUUUUCUUCACCAGUGAUAAUCUUGCAUUUUUGUUCAGAGUUGUGAUACCUUACCUUACUGACCGGUUGUACUGGUCUAAACGAUAUAUUGGUGACCAAGCCGGUGUGCUUUUAUCACCACUUUUUUAAGGUCUUGCUAUCCUAAUUCUACGAUUACUUUAAACCGUUCGUCUCACCGGUGAAAUAUUCAAUACGUUUUCACGAUCAUUUCCCCCUUUACUUGUGUCAUGCUUGGUUUUUUUCCGGGUUGAUGAGCAAAUAAAGAAUGUUGGAGGGUCCUGGUGGGUGCACCAUUUCAAGUAAGCUAACCCUAACGAUGAUAGGAAACAUGGAUAAGAAUGAGAGUUGAGACUUGAAAGCAUUAAAAAAGGAGACAUGGAGUUUUGAAGCUCAGAAGCAGCGUGGAUGUGAAACUCUGUACUUCAUCGGAACUGGUAGAUGGUCGACCACAAAGUAGUAGCAGCUGGCCGCGGCUACUUGAACGUAAUAGAGCCAAGCUCGUCGCCAUUAUGGGUUUACCCACAGAACUGUCACUAUUCCCAGCAGCAUCACUGCGUAAGAUCCUGAAAAGCUGACAAAGAAAGCACCCAUAUCUAUGGAACCAUCACCGUCACUUUCCUCAUUGAUCCGAGGAGGGGCUUCCGGCAUUCCAUCAUCCUCUCUUGUGUGGUAGCAAUUUUUUUGGCAGAGGCCAUCCGCAUAGCAGAUCAUUGCCUUGGUGGCUACUCUCAUCAAAUGUCCCAAAUUGUGCUACAUUUCCUAGUGUCUUGCCUGACAAGUUAUUGUGUGCCACACUGAAGUCUGCUAAGAAGUUCAGCUCGACGAGGUUGUUGGGGAUUGUUCCGUUGAGCUUGUUGUAUGAUAGAUCCAAGCUCUCAAUUUGCUUCAAGUUGGAGAAUGUCGACGGGAUGGAUCCAGAGAGAAAGUUAUGAGACAAAUUCAGUACCUUGAUGUUGGUAAAGUUGCCGAAUUCAGGUGGGAUUUCGCCUGUCAGACUGUUAUUGGAGAGAUUGAUUCCAGAGAUGUAGAAGAGAAUAGUUCCUUGGUACAACUGGGACAAUCCCUUUCCUUCGAGGGCAUUGCUUGAGAAUUGAGAUGUCCAAGGCUGUUAGUCGCAAGUGAGAUUGGUUGGGUAGCAGGAGGAUCCCUGAAAGAGAACUGUUUGCCAGAAUGAGUUGAGCCAGAUUGGUGUUAUUCUCCAGCAACCAGGAAGGGAAACCACCUCGAAAUGAAUCAUGCGACAGAUCAAGAAACUGCAGAUGCCUCUGAUGGUAUAGAAAGUUGGGGAAUGGCUGUCCAGGAACAUGACUCUGGCUGCUGGACAAGUCAAGGGUCCGCAGUUGGAACUCGGAGACUGAAGAAUUAGGCGAGUACUUCUCAUCUUUUGCAUAGACUCCUGUUAUAUAAUUGUUCCUGGCUUCUAAGUUUCUGGAGGUUUGAGUGGUUGAAAAAUGGGGUUAGGGAGAUUGGGAGAUUGGGAGACGGAGAUGGAAAUGGUUGUCUGACAAAGACAGAUCUUUUAUGAACAGUAGAUUUUUGAGUGGUGAGUUAGACAUCAUAUCUUCGGUGUGAAGUGAUUGUCAGAGAGGUCUAAGCUUCUAAGUGAUGUGAGAUUUGCCAAACACGACGGCAACCCACCGUUAAGAUUAUUGGAGCCGACGUCGAGGUUUGCCAAACAUGAUGUGAUACAAUUGAAUAUUGAGAUGGU
Molecule: messenger RNA, 2331 nt
Organism: Linum tenue
Lineage: Eukaryota; Viridiplantae; Streptophyta; Magnoliopsida; Malpighiales; Linaceae
Source: the annotation of a GenBank genome assembly